AAAGAGGUUUGUGGUAAAUCUCUUUCUGAAACUUGUGUAUGUACAAUGUAGACAUCGACAUAUAAAGGAAUCGACAAGCGGCCGUCCCUCCAGGGUUUUAUAGACGCAGUGUCGCCGGGCGGGCAGUCCGGCACAGACGGCAGUGGCGCGUCGCGUCCCGAGCACGCCGCACGCGUCUGCCAGCCACGCCGCGAGCCGCCAGCCGCGAGCUCACACAUUCCCGCAAACUAACACGAUCGAUAACACAAACCCGCGAUAAAAAAACAAAUCCUUCAACUACCGAUCUCAUCAAAACCACCUCUAAACCGCUCAUCCCGAUUAUCAUGCUAAACAUUUUUAUGUAACUCAUUUUAGAUGGCAACAUCGAUAGCGCGUGGCGCACCGGCGUCAACAAUGUAGCCAUAGUGACGCGAUCGUGUUGACAGUUUGACAGAACAUGACACUAAAAUACCGUUGAUUUUUGAAUAAACAUGUUUUUAAAACGUUAUGUGUUGGUUGUUAUGUAUUGUUAAGAUGACGACAAUAAUUUUGGUGGUUUGAAUUGUUGGUAAAGUACUAUACGAAAAUGGGAAAUGGAAUGAACAAGGUGCUCCCCGGGCUGUACGUGGGCAAUUACCGGGACUCUAAGGACACGGUGCAGCUAGACAAGUACAAGAUCACACACAUCCUGUCCAUACACGACGCCGCGAGAAGAUUGCAUUCGGACAAGCACUACCUCUGCAUCAUGGCGUCGGACUCACCAGAGCAGAAUCUGACGCAGUACUUCAGUUUGUGCAACGAUUUCAUUCACGCCGCGCGACUGAGAGACGGAAACGUUCUCAUACAUUGUUUGGCAGGGAUGUCGCGCAGCGUGACAGUAGCGGUGGCGUAUAUCAUGUCGGUGACGCCGCUGACGUGGCGCGAAGCAUUAAAGGUGGUGCGAGCGGGAAGAGCCGUGGCCAACCCUAACCUCGGCUUCCAAAGGCAGCUGCAGGAAUUUGAGACGUACAAACUAGUUGAGGAAAGAAGAAGACUAAAGGAACGUUACCCGUCCUUGGCAUUAGCUGAUAGAGAUCUGUCCGAGUGCCGUGUCAUGCUGGACUCCUACCAGACCAUGUUGAACCAGCGCACCAUCUGUGAGGGAAAGUGUUCAAUGGGCCGACAAUGUCCUACUGGAGUAUGCAGAACAGGGUCGAAGCGACAACCGCGACCGAGGAAGCCGUCAGUUGCCGCAGGGUCCGCGGAAGGCCCAGGGCUGAAGAGGUCCCCGUCUACUUUAUCCACCACGUCCACUGUCUCUGGGUACCGACCGCGGUCGUCGCCAGCUGGACUUUAUAGUUAUACUGGAGCACCGUCUCGUCCGACACGUUCCACGUCAGGGUUGAGCGUGACGCGCGUGACGGACCCGGUGGGCGGCGGGACGGCUAUGGCGGUCGGAGGGACGGAGUACUCUCGGCGGAGGGCUGCCUCCGCACCUGCUACUCCUGCUCUCUCGCCAGCCUCCUCGCCGCCCGGAUCGCCACAUCGAGCACCGCACAGACGCGGUUGUGCGUGGGUGAUACCCUCGGUGCAGUGGGACCCUGAUACCCUGUGACGUCACCACGUCGUCUCAAGAGGUCUUAAUCACUCUCAUCGCACCCUCACCCUCCAGAAGAUCGCGUGCCCUGCAGCGGUGUUCGUAGCAAACAUCCGUGCGACGUGCAGCAUCAAGCCAGGCUCGAGCGCACAAACCAUGUCUCACCCCCGCGUCCUCUAGCUCGUAACAUGCACUCUCGCGGGCCAGUCUCAUUACUCGCUCAUCUAAUAUCCAGAACUAAUCUCACAGAUUAAACUGAGAUUUGGUCUAAGAUUGGCUGGCCAAUCUAUUUUAUACAAGCCCUCUACGCACUAUCCAUCACGUAGAACGCGAGGGGCAUGUCCGAUUGCCGCAACUAUCCCCAAAAAGGGAGAAAACAUCGUAAAACGGAAAUUAUUCCGGCUAGAAAAACAAGGUUUCGUCCAACAAUACUUCCUAAUGGUUUGUCGUAUAGUGAACUAACGUUUAGUACAAUGUAUCAUGCAACAGAGGGCAGCAGGGAUGAAUAAUGCAUAGAGGGCUUUAACAACAAACUAGGAACCGACGGGCAACGCUCCGAAUUUUAAAUAGCGAGUACUGAAACUGGCCCUUUUUGCUUCUGUGGCUUAAGAAUGCCAAAUGAAGCUUGUAAAUGUAAUAAGCAAUAUAGUAAAGGAUAGGCGUUGGAUGAGAAUAUUAUAUGAUAUUUGGAGGUUUGAUGAUGCAAGGUAAUUUUUAAGGAUAGAGGUUUGAUAGCGGUCGAAGUUGUAGGGUUGGACAAGUUGGAUCAAUUCUAAAUUGUCGUUUACCUUCGCGGUAGCGUCGUGAUAUAAAUUACUUCAACGAAACUAAGGACUUAGGUAUGUUAUAAGAUUCGGAUGGUGAGCCGCUAUUGUAGCGGUACUCAUUUUUUAUUUAUUUAUUUAUUUAUUUAUUAUUGUGAUGUUAA
Spodoptera littoralis (African cotton leafworm) is the source of this 2483-nucleotide messenger RNA. Lineage: Eukaryota; Metazoa; Arthropoda; Insecta; Lepidoptera; Noctuidae. The record is from the annotation of a GenBank genome assembly.